Messenger RNA from Mytilus trossulus (common blue mussel), 2236 nucleotides. RefSeq names its product sulfotransferase 1A1-like. Gene Ontology annotation, cellular component: cytoplasm. Gene Ontology annotation, molecular function: sulfotransferase activity. The record is from RefSeq and is a predicted model, not a curated record. Bases 362 to 1354 code for a protein of 330 amino acids. The transcript is spliced from 7 exons. Gene Ontology annotation, biological process: sulfation. NCBI's taxonomy places the organism in Eukaryota, Metazoa, Mollusca, Bivalvia, Mytilida, Mytilidae.
AGUGGAUAAAACCAGAAGAUUUCGAAAAUCUGCCAAAAUUUCAAGCAAACAUCCUUAAUAAGAUAUAUACUUUUGCUCAUAUUGUUUUCUUUGCUUCUGUUAACAGUGGGACUGCUACACAGUGUAAGAUUGAAACUGUCUCUUUAUGACCUAUUCUCUCAAAUAAUACGGUUGAAUAUGUUCCUUACUGUCAAUCAUCAUUUGCCCAAAUCAUCUAAGAGUGUACUUCAUCUAUAUCUAUAUCUAUAUAUAGUAAGUGAUUCAUAGGGUCAAACAGAUAUAAUGUAGUUCUUGAUUUUGACUCUGAACGUUUAUUUUUUUGUGGCAUUUCACGAUUCAUUAUUGACAUAAGACUAUAAUAAUGGAAGACAGAAAGUCAGAUGGUAAAAAUCCACCUGAAUGGAAACCUGAACUGAAAUAUGAUUUUGAUCCGAUUACUAGUGACGACGAUAUUGUAACCGUUGACUUGGGUGGAACACCAAUACAAUGUUUGAAGAUAGGAGAUGCAUUACAGAAUUUGAGAACGGCUAGAAUGCUUCCAGAUUACAGAAAACACAUACCGAGUAUCAGAAACAUGGAAAUGGAUCAUGAUGAUGUCAUAAUAUGUGCAUUUACAAAAUCAGGGACACACUGGUUAUGGGAAAUAACUUCUAUGCUGAGAAAUGAAAAGGCAGAUUAUCAUGGAAAAGAGAAAACUUCAGCCAUGCUGGAAUUCAUUCCUGCAGAAGUGUUAAGGUCUUUGCCAAAACCGCGUAUUUAUAAUACACAUUUCACACCUCAGUGUUUACCGAAGCAGGUAUUUGAUAAAAGGUGCAAGAUUCUGUUUCUUCAAAGAAAUCCAAAAGAUGUGUUAGUGUCACUUCUGUCGUUUCUCAAGGGUCAUACAUUCAUAGAUUCUACGAUUCAAUGGGAAGAAUUUAUUUCAAAAUAUAUGGAAUUAGAAGUAGAAUCCUCGUUAUUGAACUGGUUUUACUAUACAAGACAGUGGUUUGAGUUCUUGAAGGAAGGACAUGACAACAUUUAUUGCUUAUCAUAUGAAGACAUGAAAGAGGAUUCAGUGGGUGAAAUAACAAAACUUGCUAAAUUUCUAGAAGUUGAAGCAAACAAUGACUUGGUAAAAGAUAUAGCGGUAAAAUGUAGUUUUCAAAACAUGAAAAAAGCAGCUGGUUCAAAGCAGGAAACGUUUGCAAUCAAUAAUAAAGAAGUGGCUCAGAAAAUUACAAACUUCACAUACAGAAAAGGUGAAGUUGGAGACUGGAAGAACUAUUUUACCGUUGCUGUCAAUGAACAAUUUGAUGCUCUGUAUGCCAAAAAGAUGACUGGAAUAGACUUCAAAUAUCGGUAUUCUAAUUAACGUACGAAUGCAUUGAUUUUUUUAACAGACAUACAACCAAAACAUAUAUCAUAUUUAUAAAACUGAUUAGAUUCGUAUCUAUGCUAGCUUUUGUUGCUUUCUAGAUCUGUGAUGUUCAGUUGGCGAUUCGUUGACGUGUACGACACAUUUUAUUUUGUGUACUUACGUUUACCAACUUUAUAAAAUGAUCAAUUAAGAGAAAGAAAGCAUCAUAUUGCAGAGUUAAAACAUAAAAAAACUUUGCUAGGGCAAGGGUGUACAAGAGUUGCAUAUUUGAUAUCUUGAAGGUAUGACAUAACAAUUGUGUUCAACUUGUGUUUACUCUGAAUAAGUAGAUAUAUUUACAUACAACAAUGCAAUUCCGGUGGAUGUUUUCUCCUAUGUUGUGUCUUGUGAACUUUUAUUUGAAUGUUUGUCUUUUUUUAGUCAUGGUGUUGUCAAUUUAUUUUCUAUCUAUGAGUUUGACUGUCUCUCUUUUAUCGUUCACACCUCUUUUGUAAAAGAGUUAAGCUUUUUUGCAGUCUUCAAGCAAUGUGGUCGAGAUUUGAUUUUUUUUUCCAAUUUAAAAUUAAUCAAGCAUUUCAGAGGGUCAAAUAUUUUGCUAUUCCAGAAGUGUCAUACUUAAGCAUUUUUUUUUUGGUAACGUUAUUUUAAAAACAUUAAAUGUAUCUGCAGAUGGUUAUAUUUAAUUUAUUGAGCAUAUUGCGAGCAAAUGUUGUGAUGACAUCCUUGCUUAUUAAACAUAUGUUCUGCUUUUAGUAGCAAACAAUUACAUAAUUAGGAAUUAUGAUGUUAACAACUCAUGAUAUCGUAACCUGAACAAUGUGCAACGAUUGGACUCAUUUAAAUAUGUAUUUUGUUCUGCUUUCUUAUUUGUCUGUU